This is a messenger RNA of Bombyx mandarina (wild silkworm), 2741 nucleotides long. It is a transcript of the gene Pngl, whose product is annotated as N-glycanase Pngl. The record is from RefSeq and is a predicted model, not a curated record. Lineage: Eukaryota; Metazoa; Arthropoda; Insecta; Lepidoptera; Bombycidae. Gene Ontology annotation, molecular function: peptide-N4-(N-acetyl-beta-glucosaminyl)asparagine amidase activity. Gene Ontology annotation, biological process: protein deglycosylation; glycoprotein catabolic process. Gene Ontology annotation, cellular component: cytosol; nucleus; cytoplasm.
UGAAAUCGCAAAAUUCAAAAUUAAAGAAAUAGAAUUAACCAUCUAAACAUAUUUUAAGCAAUAAUCAAAUCUAUAGAAAUACUGUUAAAUAAUGGAGGACACAGUGCAUUUAGCUUUAGUCGAGCAGAGUAUUCGGAACACAGAUAAAUUCAUUAUAGCUCUCUACGAACUCUUGGAACGCAUCACUCGUAUUCUGGAGAAUCCGCAUGAUUACGAAUUGAGGAGUAUUAAAAAAAAUGUUUUCAAAGAUUUAUCGAAACUGGACUCUUUUAAUGAAUACAUGAAGUAUAUCGGAUUCAAAUCGGUAGACAACGAAUUUACAUAUCCAAAGGAGUUAAGUUUUAGCAAAUUAAGGAUGGCUCAAGUGGCCAUCGAAAGGAAACUACAUUUUUGCUGUGGAUCCGUGCCUAUUAGGCCGAUCCCAGUAAAUUCUACAGACGUUAGAGAACAACCUAAAGCAUCCCCAGUUCAUUCGUUGCAAACUAAAAACAGAUUCCUACUCAAAAUUCAAGAUCUAUUCAAUGGUAUGCAAGUUUAUGAGGAUGAAGAUUUAUUAGCACAUGCCCGAGACCAAAUACCCUUAGUGACAUUGCAGCUUAUGGCUUUAGACCGAGUUAGGGAACAGCAGAAGAAAAUUAAGAUGGGGGAAAUAAAAGCAAACGAUCUACCGUUUGAUACAGCUUUGCUAAUGGAGCUCCUGGACUGGUUCAAGCAUGAUUUCUUUAAAUGGGUCGACAAGCCUGACUGUGAUUUAUGCGGAGAACGAACCGUCAAUCAUGAAAACGCUAUCAUGACGAUAGAAGGUGAAACUUGUAGAGUUGAGCUCUACCAGUGCACCGUAUGUGAAGGAGGAACCGCGAUGUUCCCGCGCUACAAUAACCUGCGUACAUUGCUGCGUACGAGGAGUGGUCGGUGCGGCGAAUGGGCCAAUUGCUUUACGCUGCUGUGCCGUGCUUUGGGCUACGACACCAGAUACGUUUAUGACGUCACCGAUCACGUGUGGUGCGAGGUGUUCGACUACGACUCGAACCAGUGGCUGCACGUGGACCCGUGCGAGGCGAAGCUGAACACGCCCCUCAUGUACUCGCACGGCUGGGGCAAACGCCUCUCUUACGUCAUCGCCUUCUCGAGGGACGACCUGCAGGACGUGACGUGGCGGUACACCACCAACCAUAAAGAGGUGUUGAAAUAUCGCUACCUGUGCACGGAAACAGAAUUGAUCUCCACGAUAAUGACGCUGCGGGAGCACAAACAGCGCGAUGUAACGGAGGCCAGGCGACGCUAUCUAGCCAAGCGCACUCUCGAGGAACUAGUGCAGAUGAUGGUGGAAAGGAAACCGAGCGACUACGAGUCCCACGGGCGUAUAUCCGGGUCGCGCAAGUGGCGGAUGCAGCGCGGGGAGCUGGGCGGCGCGGCGGGCGGGGCGGUGGGGGGGCACACGUUCGUGCUGGGGCGCGCGGGCACGCACGUGAUGCGCUACUACUGCGGCGCCGACCGGUGGAGGCGGGCGUGCGACGGCGCCGAGACCGCCCCCCUGCCCGGCUGGCACGCGGCCGCGCUGCACGCCGCCAACGUCUUCAGGAAGGUCGAGCCGGACUGGCUGCAGUCCUACAUAGCUAGGGAAGAGGGCGAGGAUUUCGGUUCGAUCUCGUGGGCGUUCGCGGCUAGUGAGGAGCUGACGUGCGCCAGUUUAUCGAUAAAGGUCCGCACGGCGCUGUACGAGAGCGGCCGCAUCGACUGGACGGUGAAGUUCGACGAUGAAACCCCUACCACGGUUACGUUGAGCGAUAAACCAACGAAGUUCGCACGAAAGUUUCGGAAGGUCAUCAUCAAAGCCGAGCUGUCUGGCGGCGACGGCCCCGUGCGCUGGCAACACGCCCAGCUGUUCCGGCAACACACGUACUCCAAGAGAAGCUCCUUUAUCGUCACAAUCGUGGUCCAGUAAAUCUAAUGUUAGCAGUAGAGAUGAAACGGAUAUCCGGUAUCCGGCCACGUUUUCACUAUUCGGCCGGAUACCGAACAGUAACACAGUAUCCGGCCGGAUUUCGGAUAGUAAAAUUUAAAAAAAUAUGGUUAUACAAAAGGCAAAUAAUACCACAAUAGGUUAUGGAGAACUUUUAUUUUUAUGAUCGCACGUCAAACACCCGAACGCGCACGUUUAUGUCCGAAAGGGCCGGUAUCCGGUAUCCGGCCAAACCACCACUAUCCGUUUCAUCUCUAGUUGCCAGCCUCAUAAAACAAGGUGUAAGAAAAUCGAUCUCAUACUUUCAUCUUACACAGAAAAAUUCAAGCACAAUCGAAGCUUGACCUUUGGGUCGAGUAUUCGGUGGUACACAUUGUCCAUGUCCAUAAGAAAUAAUUCACUGCCAGGCCGGUUGUAUCACCUAUAGAAAUUAGAAGAAAAAAAAGACAUUUCGUGACAACAAACUUCUUGAUUAUAAAUUGUCUUUAGAUAGAACCGGUUCUCUAUACCCUGUAAGCAGUUUGGCACUACGCAAUGUAAAGCGUUUUAUUAAUUUUAUUUACUGAUGGUAGGAUUUAUUUUAAGCCAGCGCGGGUAGUUACCACCGCCCUACCUAUAUCUGCCGCGAAGUAAUAUUAUAUCUCGGCUUCGAAGGGUGGGGCGGAUCUUAUAUUAUACAACUAUUACUAUAUACUAUACAACUGAUGUCCACGUUACCACAUAAAUUAAAUAAAAAUGCUCACAAGUUUUUUUUGCUUCAAAAACGGUGCGCGUGCAA